CUCUCCCGUCAAUCCAGUUCCUCCACAACUUCGUUUCUCUAUCACUUCUCGAUUUCGUUUCUUGCGACUAUGUCGGACCGCCAGUGGGGUCAUGACGGUUACGAACAACAGACCUAUGAUGACUACGAUGGGAAUGGGUAUCACAACUCUCGCGGAGGCGGUUCUGACCGGGAUUGGCGCCAAAAUAGCUAUGAGCACCAACGUAGUGAAGGGGAUUGGAAAAGAAGAAAAACAGAUGGUGACGGACAUUAUUCAGUUUCCAACCAACAAAGUUAUGACGAACGAUAUGAGGAUCACACCCAUCGCGACCGUGACUCCUAUGGCCACCGCCGUCCCGGAUGUCCAAAUCUUUCGGUUUUGCGCAAUUUCUGAGUCUAAACGAAGCCCAGCGUUUCUUG
This is a messenger RNA of Cantharellus anzutake, 398 nucleotides long. RefSeq lists its product as uncharacterized. NCBI's taxonomy places the organism in Eukaryota, Fungi, Basidiomycota, Agaricomycetes, Cantharellales, Hydnaceae. The annotation marks the transcript as partial. The transcript is spliced from 3 exons. The record is from RefSeq and is a predicted model, not a curated record.